Anopheles coluzzii is the source of this 2104-nucleotide messenger RNA. RefSeq lists its product as uncharacterized. The transcript has 3 exons. The coding region runs from base 886 to 1776 and encodes 296 amino acids. The record is from RefSeq and is a predicted model, not a curated record. Lineage: Eukaryota; Metazoa; Arthropoda; Insecta; Diptera; Culicidae.
AAUUCCAAGAGCAUGAUUCAAAUCAAUUUACAUACCCAGCCAUUUAAAACUUCCCAGCUCACUUCACGCAACAGUAACUUCUUCCAUCAUAAUUCAAGCUAAUCGACACUGUUCUUCACUUAAAACCUCCGUCCAACCAUCGUUUGAAUACUGAAACUAACAUCCCAAAGCCCCCGUCACGUAGCUUACAUUAAAUUCCAAUUCGAACUUUUGUAACAAUCAAACGUAACGCUUACGUCUCACUCAAAACCGAACGCCCGAAAACGUUGCGAUGGUUCCUGAUGGCAUCAAACACAGCAAAGCAAACCGCUCCUACCUCCACGACACGCUCAGGCACCUGGCACGGAAAGUUCCAUAAUCCAUAAGGCAGCGUAGAGUUUUUCCAGCGGGCAACCGUACUCAACCCUUGCCCGGUGUUGACCCUUCCCGGUUUUUAAACCAAUUGUUUGUUCCUCGCUAGAGGAUGAUUGAGGAAAAUAGCAACUGGAAAGAACCAAGCACGUCUGGUCCCACCGCGUCCACCAUUACCUUUCCCGUUCCCGUUUGUUGUAGUCAUCGAGCGCACCGAGGACCAAAUUAUUCCUGAUUUACAAGCCCUGCCCUGGGACACAGGCCCGCAGAGCGUGCUGGAGCGGCACGUAGUGACAAUAAAGUACAAAUUUAUUCAUGAUUCGUUUGAAUCUGAAAAGGCAUUAAGAUCCGGGCUGUGGAACAUUCGCCGGAACCCCUUUACUGUGCACCCGUCCUUCCCGUCCAUUGUUUGCUUUCCACGAGCGUGCACCGAAACCGAACGGAAACACUUCCGAUGCUGCUGGCAAGGUGCCGAGGUGGUGGGUCAGCUCGGGAAAGGACACUUUUGGCCGUACACCACCAGAACAACUGAUUAUGGAAGUUGUAACUUUAUUUACACGUACCGAACCGUACAGUGUUGCGCCGGUGGCAUCACCUCGGGCCAGUGUGUGUUUGCGAGGCGCCUGCGUCCAGCUAACAACACUCGACCACAGCUUACAGGUUGCAAUUUCCAUCCAGCAGUACCAACAGCAGCAUCAGCAUCGUCUAGUUGUUAUGCAUUGCCAUAUUCAUCAAAGUCAGGCAAGAUUUACUCAACCGGCGUGCUGGGCCAACAACACCCCGGGGGGAAAGGGUACGAAUGGGCAACAACAAAGCAGCCACACUGAUUGUGCAAAUAGGGAGUUUCUGUUUGAAUUUAAUUUUACCGUCCAUCAUACACAAACGGCGGUAGAGUGGUUUGUCUUGGGGCCGGGUGAGAUGUACAGCGUGAGUAUAAAUAGGAGGACGGGUUCGGCAGAUGGUUCAGUUCUCAAGAUUACGAUUAAGAUGCAUGCUAAACCGGUCUUUGUGCUGAUUGCCCUCGGGGUCAUCUGUCUGCUACAGACAACACCCACCUCGGCCUCCGCCAAUCACGUCCAGCAGCUGAUGAAAGUGUUCCGCAGCAUGACGCAGAAUUUUGACUACACCAAGAAACCGUCCUACCUGCUGCGGGCCAAGUACGGGGUGCAGAAUCAGUUGCGAAAUCCACUCGUCCAGAAGGCGGGCAAUUUGCCGAAAAGCGCCAAGCUUUCCGAUGGCUGCCUGAAGCAAAUGGUCGCCCGGGUGACCGAUCUUGAAGCGUCUUUCUACGCCAGCUUCAGCUACAACUGCCACGACCACGACCAAUAUUCGAUGGAAUGUCUGGAAGCGGCCGAACCGAAAUAUUUGGAUGGGCUCAAGACGCUUGCCGACGAGACGGUGCAGUGCAUGCGGGAACAGCAGUGAGCGGUCGGGACGAACGGACGGGGACGAAUAAUAAAUUUCGGUCAAGUUGUGAAUAGAUGCUUCAAUAAAUCAUUUAACUUUCAACGAGAUAAGACGAUAUUGAGUGCACUUUGUUGGUGGGGUUGGGAGCAUCGCAUUAUUGAGAAUAUUUUUAAACUUUGCAGUGUAUGUUACAGUGGACUGUAUGCAAAGAAAUCAUUGGAAAACUUUCUUAAAUUGGCACAAAAAACAGCGAUAAGAAGUUUUAGGUAUUAAAUUCAUGCUUUUAAAUUGUAUUUAAUGUCAAUGAUACAAAAUUAUAAUGGCAAUCAUUUACUCUAAAGUUAAG